AGUUCAAAUUCCGGACGAACAAAUCUAAAACAGACUCAAACUUUGAGUGUUGCACAAGAUUUUGAGCACUUCAUUGACAAAUACACCUGAGAGGAAACGUGUUAUAGAGGCUGCAGCCUUAUAAGACAAUUCAUCAGCUUCUGUGAACAGACAAACAACCUAAGCAUGAAGGGCAUGAUGAGUAUAUAUUAUCAAGUAUAGAGUACAAAUCUCCCUUCUAAAAAUAGCAGGCAAAACGUCAAUAGAAAAACAAUUUUAUCCCGGGAUUUCUGUAGAAGAUUAGAGACUGUUUAGCACACAAGAUUACACAUUACAAUAAACAUGAUUCUAGCUUUUUUGUUCUUUGAUACUGCCCACUGUCUAUAAGAACACACUCAAGUUAUUCUUGAUCAAAUAGAAAAGCCAAUGAUAUGUGCAUCCUGCGAUAAGCUUGUUCACUUUUCUGUUGAAAAACUGAACUCUGAUAUCGAAAAGAUGGGGAUUUGGAGGGUGAUUUUGGCUUCUGUUUUGUUGAUUUUGAUCUUUAGACUUGCAGAGGGCAUGGAGUUCACGGAGAAGGAUUUGGCUUCAGAUGAAAGCCUGUCGGAUUUGUACGAUAGGUGGAGGAGUCACCACACAGUUUCUCGGGAUGUAACUGAGAAAAAAAGGCGUUUCAAUGUGUUCAAGGAGAACGUGCUGCACAUACACAAGGUGAACCAGAUGGACAGGCCUUACAAGUUGAAACUCAAUAAGUUUGCUGAUAUGACCAGCCACGAAUUCAGAAACUUUUACAGUUCUAAGAUCAAACAUCAUAGAAUGCUCCAUGGUAGUCGAGCCAGAACCGGAUUCAUACAUGGAAAAACUGUAAAUCUGCCUGCUUCUGUUGAUUGGAGAAAGCAAGGCGCCGUCACUGGUGUUAAGGAUCAAGGCAGAUGUGGUAGUUGCUGGGCAUUUUCAGCUGUUGUUGGAGUUGAAGGGAUCAACAAAAUUAAAACUGGUCAGUUAGUCUCUUUAUCGGAGCAAGAGCUAGUUGAUUGUGAAAAGGAUAAUGAAGGCUGCAACGGAGGACUAAUGGAACACUCGUUUGAGUUUAUCAAGAAACAGGGUGGCUUAACGACUGAAAGAAUAUAUCCAUACAGAGCCAGAGAAGGGAACUGUGAUUCAAACAAGAUGAAUUCUCCAGCUGUCAUGAUUGAUGGGUAUGAAAUGGUACCUGCGAAUGAUGAAAAUGCCUUGAUGAAAGCCGUUGCAAAUCAGCCUGUUUCUGUUGCAAUUGAUGCUGGUGGUUCUGACAUGCAAUUCUACUCUGAGGGAGUGUAUAAUGGAUAUUGCGGGAUGGAGCUAGACCAUGGGGUGGCAGCUGUGGGCUAUGGAACGACUCUUGAUGGUACGAAAUAUUGGAUAGUGAAGAAUUCAUGGGGACCCGACUGGGGAGAACAGGGCUACAUUAGGAUGCAACGUGAUGUCGAUGCAUCAGAAGGGCUAUGUGGCAUAGCUAUGGAGGCCUCGUACCCCACCAAGUUAUCGGCUGAUAAUCCAACACCACGCAAGGAUGAACUCUAGAUUUACAGCAUCGUCAAAAGUAAUAUUUCUCCUAGUUAUGUUUUGCAAUCCGAGCAGACAAAAUAAAUUCUCUGUGUAUGCUACAUAUUACUACUAGAGUUUUUCUUGGGAGUUUGAAUGAAUAAAAAUGAUCUUUGUUAUUGUGUAGUAUAACAUAGCAAAUAUACAUUUCACGUUUUUGGCA
Messenger RNA from Olea europaea var. sylvestris, 1726 nucleotides. RefSeq names its product vignain-like. The transcript is spliced from 4 exons. NCBI's taxonomy places the organism in Eukaryota, Viridiplantae, Streptophyta, Magnoliopsida, Lamiales, Oleaceae. Gene Ontology annotation, molecular function: cysteine-type endopeptidase activity. The coding region runs from base 406 to 1542 and encodes 378 amino acids. The record is from RefSeq and is a predicted model, not a curated record. Gene Ontology annotation, cellular component: lysosome.